Molecule: messenger RNA, 1542 nt
Organism: Ectocarpus siliculosus
Lineage: Eukaryota; Phaeophyceae; Ectocarpales; Ectocarpaceae
Source: the annotation of a GenBank genome assembly
AUGCGGCGUGUGCUCAAUGCUACCGCGCUGCUUUGUCUCCUGGCAUGUGCAGCGGCCCACACAAGCCAUUCCGAUCAUGACCACGGAAGCCACUCGGAUGAGUCAAGCCACUCGGAGGGGGAGGGCCACUUCGAGGCGGCCGCGGUGUACGACGUGGAGGCGGGCACCAACUCUCUGGCGGCCUACCCCGGGGGGGGAAGCUUCGAGGAAGAGACUUUCGCGUUUAUGGUUGUACCCGCUGCUUCUGCCGACCUUGAUGGACUAGAGGGAGCUGAGGAGGACGCUGAGGCUGCGUGGGACGAGUACACCAGCGGCGCCGAAGAUGCGACCGUCCUGGCUUCCGGGGAGUCGGCCACCCCGUCCGCCGACGUUGUCUACCAGGUCACCCUCGAGGACCCCCUGGUGCUGGUGCCGGUCGACGUUACCGCCGCCGGUGCGUACGCCGUCUUCCUGGAGCACGGGAGCGACGAGGAGGGUGGGGACGAUGACGGGGAGGAGGAGGAGGAGGAGGAGGAGGAUGAGACCGGGACUGCGACGGCGGGCAAGUGGGGGAACGCGCUUGUGGCGUCGCUCGUCGUGUCGGCUUGCAGCUUCGCCGGGAUCGUGGUGGUGGCCAGCAAGCACGUGGCGAACAACAUCGACCUCUCGCACGCCUUCGUCUUUGCGUCCGGCGCUCUCCUGACGGCCGCCCUGCUGCACAUCAUCCCCGAGGCGCUUGAGGGCCUCGAGGAGUCGUACGGCAGCCUCCACGACCUGGGUCUGUACGCCGGCCUGGCCGUCAUGGGUGGCAUGUCCCUGGGCAUCGUCCUCCACGCUCUCUUGGAGUCGGGCCACUCCCACUCCCCUGGAGAAAGCCACUCUCACGCGCCGGGAGCGGUCGAAGCGGGAGGCGGCGGCGCCAAGGCAUCCGCAUAUACCGGCACGUCGGAGGCUACCCUCCCUCCGUCCCCCGUCGAGUCUAACUCGGAUAAUCUCCAGGCGUUGAUCUCCGCGAGAAAGGGAAAGUCGCUGCUGGACGUCAAGGGGCUGGAGCCGGUUUGCUGGAACGUGAUCGCGGGCGACCUGGUGCACAACUUCGCGGACGGGGUGGCCAUCGGGGCGGCGUUCCUGAGCUGCAGCACGACCAUGGGCUGGACCGUCGCCGCGUCCGUGGUCCUCCACGAGGUGCCCCACGAGGUGGCCGACUUCAUGGCGCUCCUAAACGGGGGCAUGAGCCUCAUGCAGGCGUUCGUCUACAACUUCCUGUCGGCCCUGUCCGCCGUGCUCGGCACCGUCAUCAUCCUCGCGCUGCAAGACACGCUAAGCGAGAAGGACAUCGCGAUCGUGCUCCUGGUCGGCGCGGGGUCCUUCAUCUUCAUCGCCCUCUGCGAGCUGCUGCCGGGGGCCCUCGCCGUCGCCGCCCUCGUCGCCAAGAGGGGCGGGGGCGCCAUUGCGCGCUCUCAGGUGCUCAAGCUGGGGUCGUUCCUUCUGGGGGCGAUCGUUAUCGGCAUCCCUCUGCUCUUCGAUGAACACUGCGGCACCGGCCACGAUCACGACCAUUGA